Molecule: messenger RNA, 552 nt
Organism: Fusarium subglutinans
Lineage: Eukaryota; Fungi; Ascomycota; Sordariomycetes; Hypocreales; Nectriaceae
Exons: 2
Coding region: 1-552 (183 amino acids)
Source: RefSeq, a predicted model, not a curated record
AUGGCAUCUGCAGAGGCAUUCAAAGAGCUCCCUAGGGACCUCGCUGCGGUAGAUGUUAAGGGCAUGACCUAUGUGUUCUUCAUCAACUCGGAUCAUCAGCUCUGCUACCUCCAAUCCCCUGGGCCAGAAACCAAUGACUAUGAACCUCAACUCGUCAAAUCCAAGGACGGAGACCUGAAGGUAAAGUGCGGCAGCAGGCAAAUCGCCGCAGUGGCUUGGCAGGGGAAAAACGGCCAAGAAAUCCGCAUCUACUGCAUUGCUUCCGACAAGGGGAAAUGUGAGAACAGAGGUUAUAUCCAAGAGGUCGCCUUCAGCUCCAGCACUGGAUGGGAGCAUGGCGUGUUCGGCUACAAGGAGGAGGGGAGGGCUUACGUUGACAAGGAUGCCUCGCUGACGGCCUCCGUUCAUGAUUGGGGUAACAAGGCGGACAUCAAGGUUUUUGCCUCUGGAAAGGGCGAGAAUGGGCGCCCCAAAGUCACCAUGCAUCAGUACAGCUAUGGAAGCCGAGAGUGGCAGGGCAAGGUUAUCAGCAACAAGGCCGCGAACUGGUAA